UACUGUGGGGCAGGAAGUGGUGGUGGUGCGGAAGCUGUCAGCCACACAAGGUGGGCCACGCACCAGGCAUCACACCAUGGCGGUGCCUGGGGCUUCGCUCGCCCCCAUCCUUCUUUUGGGGCUGGGCACCUGCCUGGCCACUGCCCCCAGACCCACAGGGGUGGAGUGCGUCGUGUUCAAUGAGGAGUACAUGAACUGCACAUGGGGCAGCGGGCAGACGCUGAUGGCCAACUACUCCCUGUACUACUGGUAUGACAACAAGCCACCCGUGGUGGAGUGCCAGCAGUACAUGUGGGAGCACGGUGUGCGCAUCGGCUGCCACUUCGAGCAGAGCGAGAUCAAACAGUUCAAGCCCUUCCACGUCCGCGUCAACGCCAGCCUCAACGGACAGACCCUGGAGAUCCCCAGCGAUCUCAUGGAGCUGCAGAACCUCGUGAAACCAGGGGCUCCCAUCAACCUGACCAUCAGCAACACGAGCAACAACCAGCUGCUGCUCAACUGGAGCUCGCCCUACCCCAAGCCGGGCUGCCUGGAGCACGUCGUCAAGUACAAGAGCAACAAGGACACCAGCUGGAUGAAGCAGGAGGUGAAAGGAAGAAUCUUCUCCUUCCCCAGUGUGGACUAUGAGAAAUUCUACACCUUCUAUGUGCGCAGCAAGGUCAACAACUUUUGCGGCAGGACCCAGCUGUGGAGCGAGUGGAGUGUGCCCAUCUUCUGGGGCAGCAACUCCACCAGCAGGGGUAGGAGUGGUCCUGAGCCCCUAGGGUCCCCACGGUGUCCCCGCAGUGUCCCUGCAGCAUACCCCCGGCUCGUUGCAGGUGUGGCGGAGGAGCAGCUGCAGUGGUUCUGGAUCCACACGGUGCUGAUCCCCAUCACCUCCUGCCUGCUGCUGCUGGUCCUGGUGGUGCUGCUGGUGCGCAUGGAAAGGGUGAGGGUCAUCAUCAUGCCCCGAAUCCCCAACCCCAGCAAGAACUUCGACGAUCUCUUCAUCACCCACAAUGGUGACUUCCAGGAAUGGGUCGGAGUCCCCAAAGAUGUGGUGGAGAGUUUCAAGCCCAAUUACAGUGAGAGCAUCUGCCACGUGAGCGAGCUGCCCUCCAAGGAGGGCUACGAGCCCCUCCAGGACAAUAGCACCCACCCACCAGGGGUGGCCGGCCCCCAGGAGCAUGGCCCCUACAAGAACAGCUACGUGGGAGCGUGAUGCUGGCACUGCUCCCCGAAAACACACUGCUCCCUGCUCCCACCCUGCCCCUGCCAACUGCCCUGGGUCCCCCAGCCCUGCUCCUCGCCAUGGCAUCGCGCUCACAGCACGGUGGCAAUGGAUGGGAAGGGCAGCGGGUGGUGGUGGAGCAGGCGAGAGCCACCAGCCAGAGGUAAAGAGAACCAAAAGACAUGCACAGCACCGAGAGCCACCCCGAGAGGACAAGCUACAUUGUCGCCCCAGCUGCCAUUGCACACUGGGCAUGCACAAGUCUGGGCAUGUAUGAGCCUGGCCACUUGCUUGCUUGCACUACGGGUUUCCAGAUGCAACUUGCAGCUUCCAGCUGCAAUAAAGCUUUGCUGCGCUUUGG
This is a messenger RNA of Numida meleagris (helmeted guineafowl), 1571 nucleotides long. RefSeq names its product interleukin 2 receptor subunit gamma (gene IL2RG). The record is from RefSeq and is a predicted model, not a curated record. NCBI's taxonomy places the organism in Eukaryota, Metazoa, Chordata, Aves, Galliformes, Numididae. Gene Ontology annotation, molecular function: cytokine receptor activity; protein binding. Gene Ontology annotation, cellular component: membrane; external side of plasma membrane. The coding region runs from base 77 to 1201 and encodes 374 amino acids. Gene Ontology annotation, biological process: cytokine-mediated signaling pathway. The transcript is spliced from 7 exons.